UUGAUUAGCUAGCAUGUGAUGCUUUAAGUUUUUAAAUUAAACAACCAGCACGAGUGCAAGAUCGGCUUAGAACUAGAGCUGGUGAUACAAACGGUGGAUGCAUUGAUAAUCUAUUGCCAAUUUGGAUCUCAGUGCUGGAUGCAUCUUCUGAGAUCCGACAUCAAUUAGACAGAACAAAGGACAAAUGGAAAAGUUAAUAAAGCCAUUACAACUAGACAAAGAGAGGAUGAGAUUCCUUUUGUUUUCUUUAUGACCAAUAUAUGCAAAUGGAGAGGCACUCUGAUUCCAACAUCUUCACAGGCUUCUUAGGCUUAACAUUCCCAUCAAAUAGUUGCAUUCUAGUUCAGGGGAAAAAAUGGCAACCUCUAUUCCAAAUCCAAAAUUCUCUAGCCAUUCUCGUUCAAUCAGUUUGCCUUCUUCAUCUCAUCCACUUAUUGUUACUGCUGAGGAACAUCUGCAAAAAUUGAAGUCAUCAGAAGGGGCAUCCUCAACUUCACAUUCAUUGGCAUGCCAAAAAUUGGAUGGCCUCAAGAACUUGUACGAGUGUCUGGACGAUGUGCUUCAGCUCCCUUUGAGUCAACAAGCUCUCUCAAAUGAAAGACUUGGAACAUGGGAAGAAGAGGUCUUGGAUGGAUCUCUUAGGCUGUUGGACAUUUGUGGGGCACUAAGAGACAUCUAUUUACAGACAAAGGAAAGUGUGCAGGAACUUCAAUCAUCUCUACGGAGGAAAAGAAGUGGAAAUUUGGACAAUGAAGUCUGCUCAUAUAUGAUCUGCAAAAAGAACUUGAAUAAAAUGAUAAGCAAAUGCUGCAAGGAAUUGAAGAAAGCAGAGAAGAACUGCAACUUGGCAGUGGUAAACAAAGAUUGCGCCGUGCUUAACCUGAUCAAAGAAGUUCAAGUUGUUAGUCUUCCAGUGUUGGAGUCUGUUCUAUCUUUCCUUUCUGGAUCAAAGGCAGGGUCACAUCCAAGAGGUUGGUUCUUGGUCUCAAAGUUAUUACAGCAAAAGAGAGCAUCACAGGGAGGAGACUCCAGCACUGCUGCAAUUGAGCAAAUAGAAAUUCAGUUGCAUCUCUUGAACAAAAAUAAGUCAAACAAGGAUGUACUUGAAAAACUUGAGGGAGUGGACUCGAGCAUUGAAGAAUUAGCAGAGGUGCUUGAAAUUGUGUUCAGGCUUUUGCUUAAAACCAGAGUUUCCCUUCUCAACAUUGUCAACCACUAGUUUAGGUCACAAUCAGAAUGGCUUCUCAAAAACCAUGCACCUCAAUUUUGUUUACGUUAACCUUUGUACAAGUGUAUAUAUAUACACACAUCUCAGAAAUGAUUACAGUACUGAAACUGUUUAUC
Molecule: messenger RNA, 1344 nt
Organism: Coffea arabica (coffee)
Lineage: Eukaryota; Viridiplantae; Streptophyta; Magnoliopsida; Gentianales; Rubiaceae
Biological process (GO): shoot system development; root development
Source: RefSeq, a predicted model, not a curated record